Oncorhynchus gorbuscha (pink salmon) is the source of this 9732-nucleotide messenger RNA. Its product is annotated as calcium-activated potassium channel subunit alpha-1-like. Gene Ontology annotation, molecular function: large conductance calcium-activated potassium channel activity. The coding region runs from base 785 to 4492 and encodes 1235 amino acids. NCBI's taxonomy places the organism in Eukaryota, Metazoa, Chordata, Actinopteri, Salmoniformes, Salmonidae. Gene Ontology annotation, biological process: transmembrane transport; potassium ion transport. Gene Ontology annotation, cellular component: postsynaptic membrane. The record is from RefSeq and is a predicted model, not a curated record. The transcript has 31 exons.
UUGGCGGUAUUACUGCUUUCUGACCAUCUUUGAGCUACGCACCGCCCCUCCGACCUGUAAAUCUCUCUUGCAUUCAGUGGAGCGAGCGGCUCUGACAGGCACUAUCAACUGGCCGAUCUGCGCGAUCCUGGGCUGGAUCAAGGGGGAGGAAUGGGGACAGUCAGUUGCGAAGGCGACAUCACCCGAGCGCUUAUAUGUCAGAAAGCGAACACUCCGCUAGAUGAUGUCGUUUGUGUUUUCGCAUCGUGGCAACAGUUUGGGGACUUGAAAUAGACUGAUGGUUUUUGAAUGGCAGAAGCUAUCGAUGAAAUUGGUGUUUAGAAAAGUGAAAUCAAUUUUCCGCUGUUAAUCGACCGAAUCCCUGGAUGGAAGACGACUUGAGAGGUCGGACAGAAACUGUUUGAAGAAAACAGCCCUUUUUCAAUGUCGCUGCGCCUAUCAUAAUCUGAAACAUCAUUGGCAGCCUCGACGGCUGCUAGAUGAGACAGUCCAUCUUUGCCAUGGCAUUGGUCCUGAAAAACUCGGAAAAGCUCUCAAAAUGAAAAGCGCUCAACGUUAGUCAUUACUGCGGAUUUAAAUGCCUCUCGCGAAUGGACACCGACCGGCUAUUUCGGUCCAGUUAGUGCGUGUUGCGUUUUCGACUGUCGUGGAAAUCUGAAAUAGAUUGAAAUAAACAUACAAUUAAUUAAGUGCGGGUGAGAAUAUACAACGCAUAGUUUUUCUAAAGCAAUAUGGCUGGUGAGUGGGGCUGGGGACGCUGGCAUAGGCUCUCCAAGGCUCCUAGAUGCUAGCUGAGGCGGACGCCACCGUUACCCAUGGAAGCGGCAACUCUAUGAUGAGUAGAAAUAACUAUUUUAACAAAAAUCCGGACUCCUCGAUCUCUAUGUCCAAGAUGGACGUGAUCAUCCCCUUCUCGCCAGACGUGCCCUGCGACAACAAUGGGCAGCGCAUGUGGUGGGCAUUCCUCGCCUCCUCCAUGGUCACGUUUUUCGGGGGUCUCUUCAUCAUUCUCCUGUGGAGGACCCUCAAAUACCUGUGGACCGUCUGCUGCCACUGUAACAUCAAAAAGAAGGAGGCCCAGAAGGUAAAUAACCCUGCUAACAGUCAGGCAGCAGACGGUACAGCUAAGGGUCCUGAUGAGAAGGACGAAGUGGUCCCUGCCAGCGAGGUGGGCUGGAUGACCUCUGUUAAGGACUGGGCCGGGGUCAUGAUAUCAGCACAAACACUCACCGGCAGAGUCCUGGUUGUGCUAGUUUUCGCUCUCAGCAUUGGAGCACUUGGAAUAUACUUUAUAGAUUCUUCUGAUCCCAUAGAAUCCUGUCAGAAUUUCUACAAAGAUUUCACGUUACAGAUCGACAUGUUCUUCAAUGUCUUCUUCCUCCUCUACUUUGGCUUGCGGUUCAUAGCAGCCAAUGAUAAGCUGUGGUUCUGGCUGGAGGUCAACUCAGUGGUGGACUUCUUCACUGUUCCUCCUGUCUUCGUAUCUGUCUACUUGAACAGGAGCUGGCUGGGUUUAAGAUUCCUGAGAGCCUUGAGAUUGAUACAGUUCUCUGAGAUUUUACAGUUUUUGAAUAUCUUAAAAACAAGCAAUUCCAUCAAGCUGGUGAACCUGUGUUCCAUCUUCAUAAGCACAUGGCUAACAGCUGCCGGAUUCAUACAUUUGGUGGAAAACUCAGGGGAUCCUUGGGAAAACUUCCAAAAUUCCCAGUCACUUUCCUAUUGGGAAUGUGUCUACUUGCUCAUGGUCACUAUGUCAACAGUGGGCUACGGGGACGUCUAUGCAAAAACCACCCUAGGACGCCUGUUCAUGGUCUUCUUCAUCCUCGGGGGUUUGGCCAUGUUUGCCAGCUACGUCCCUGAAAUCAUAGAGUUAAUAGGAAACCGCAAGAAAUAUGGUGGUUCCUAUAGUGCGGUUAAUGGGAGAAAGCACAUUGUGGUUUGUGGUCAUAUUACACUCGAAAGUGUCUCCAACUUCCUCAAAGACUUCCUACACAAGGACAGGGAUGAUGUCAAUGUAGAAAUUGUUUUUCUCCAUAAUAUUUCCCCUAAUCUUGAGCUGGAAGCCUUGUUCAAACGCCACUUUACCCAGGUAGAGUUCUACCAGGGUUCUGUUCUCAACCCUCACGAUCUGGCCAGAGUGAAGAUUGAGUCAGCAGACGCCUGUCUGAUUCUGGCUAAUAAGUACUGUCCAGAUCCCGAUGCUGAAGACGCCUCCAACAUCAUGAGGGUCAUCUCUAUCAAGAACUAUUCCCCCAAGAUACGAAUUAUCACUCAGAUGUUACAAUACCAUAACAAGGCUCACCUGCUCAACAUUCCUAGCUGGAACUGGAAGGAGGGGGAUGAUGCUAUCUGUCUAGCAGAGCUGAAGGCUGGCUUCAUAGCUCAGAGCUGUCUGGCCCAGGGCCUGUCCACCAUGCUGGCCAACCUCUUCUCCAUGAGGUCCUUCAUCGAGAUUGAAGAGGACACAUGGCAGAAGUACUAUUUAGAAGGGGUAGCUAAUGAGAUGUACACAGAGUAUCUGUCCAGUGCCUUUGUGGGGCUCUCCUUCCCAGCAGUCUGCGAGCUGUGCUACGUGAAGCUGAAGCUGUUGCUUAUCGCCAUCGAGAACAAGUCGGAGCUGGGAGAGAGCAGCAUCCUCAUCAACCCGGGGAACCACGUAAAGAUGCAGGAAGGAACUCUGGGGUUCUUCAUCGCCAGUGAUGCCAAAGAAGUAAAGAGAGCAUUUUUCUACUGCAAAGCUUGUCACGAUGACAUCACAGACCCCAAACGGAUCAAAAAGUGUGGCUGCAAACGACUGAUUUACUUUGAAGACGAGCACCCGUCAACUCUGUCGCCCAAGAAAAAGCAGCGGAACGGAGGCAUGCGAAACUCACCCAACAACUCCCCCAACAUGAUGAGCAGGCAUGACCCUCUACUAAUCCCUGGGAACGAGCAGAUGGAGAACAUGGACAUGAACUUGAAGCAGUAUGACUCCACAGGAAUGUUCCACUGGUGUCCGUCUAAAGAGAUCGAGAAGGUCAUCCUGACCCGGAGUGAGGCAUCCAUGACGGUGUUGAGCGGCCAUGUAGUGGUCUGUAUAUUUGGAGAUGUCACGUCCGCUCUAGUGGGGCUGCGAAACUUGGUGAUGCCUUUGAGAGCCAGCAACUUCCAUUAUCACGAGCUGAAGCCCAUAGUGUUUGUGGGCUCGCUGGAGUACCUGAGGAGAGAGUGGGAAACCCUACACAACUUCCCCAAGGUCUCCAUACUACCUGGUACGCCAUUAAGCCGUGCAGAUUUAAGGGCUGUCAACAUCAACCUCUGCGACAUGUGCGUGAUACUGUCGGCCAAUCAGAACAAUAUCGACGACGCCUCGCUGCAGGAUAAGGAAUGCAUUCUGGCGUCGCUCAACAUAAAGUCUAUGCAGUUUGACGACAGCAUCGGGCUCUUGCAGGCUAACUCCCAAGGUUUCACGCCUCCUGGAAUGGACCGGUCCUCUCCAGACAGCAGUCCAGUACAUGGUUUAGCACGCCAGGCCUCCGUCACCACCGGCGCCAACAUCCCCAUCAUCACUGAACUAGCUAAACCUGGCAAAAUACUGCCUUUGGUUUCAUUCAGUCAGGAAAAAAAACUUGGAAUCAACAUACAAAUGAUAACUGAGCUGGUGAACGACUCCAACGUUCAGUUCUUGGACCAAGAUGAUGACGACGACCCGGACACAGAGCUGUAUCUGACGCAGCCCUUCGCCUGUGGAACCGCCUUCGCUGUCAGCGUGCUGGACUCUCUCAUGAGUGCAACAUACUUCAACGAUAAUAUCCUCACCCUCAUCCGGACGCUGGUGACUGGGGGAGCCACCCCAGAGCUAGAGGCUCUACUGGCUGAGGAGAACGCCCUGCAAGGGGGCUACAGCACGCCACAGACACUGGCCAACCGAGACAGGUGUCGUGUUGCCCAACUGGCCCUGUACGAUGGGCCCUUUGCCGACUUGGGGGAUGGUGGUUGCUAUGGAGAUUUGUUCUGUAAAGCAUUGAAGACAUACAACAUGUUGUGCUUCGGAAUCUACAGAUUGAGAGACGCUCACCUUGCCACACCUAGCCAGUGUACCAAACGGUAUGUGAUUACCAACCCUCCGUAUGAGUUUGAGUUGGUCCCCACAGACCUGAUCUUCUGUCUGAUGCAGUUUGACCACAACGCGGGCCAGUCUCGGACCAGCCUUUCCCACAGCUCCCACUCCUCCCAUUCCUCCAGCAAAAAGAGCUCGUCCGUCCACUCCAUCCCCACCACCAACCGCCAGAACCGCAGCAGCAAGGCUCGGGAGGCAGGCCACAAACAGAAUGCAACAAGGAUGAAUAGAAUGAGCCAAGAAAGGAAAUGGUUUACAGAUGAACCAGAAAAUGCCUACCCACGGAACAUUCAGAUCAAGCCCAUGAGCACUCACAUGGCCAACCAAGUCAACCAAUACAAAUCCACUAGCAGUCUGAUACCACCAAUCAGAGAAGUUGAAGAUGAAUGCUGAAAACCAGGCCCGCUUGAUGACUCGUGAGAAUUCUGGACGCUCUUACAAAAGGAGAUAAGAGAUGGUGAACAGGGAUGAUGAUGAUUCAUUGGUCCUCACUCAUUCUACAGAUCAAGGGUUUGACAUAAACACCACAACUGGAAGGGGCCACCUAUGUGUAUACCUGUAAUGUUUUUGAAAUUAUUUGACGAGUUGAAGAGAGAAGAUUAAGUACUUCCUGUAAUUAUUUGCAAUCGUUCAUCACCUCUUUGUGUGUCCAGACUCCAUGACUACUGUAUUUUGAGGUUACUACUUGUUGUUGGAGGAUGAGGGUCACAGCAGUUCGCCCUUCGUUCAUCACAUCUCCCAAAAACGCCAUUGGGGCUGACCACUCAUACACCGUGUCUGUUUCUGUUCUAUUUGCACUAAAACUGAUCACGUUAUUUUGCAACACGACGACGGGAAACAUUGACAUUUCCCCAAAACAACACCCAUCACAGAAAUGUGAACUUUUUGGUUGUCGAUUCACUUUGUCAUUUGAAGAGGUGUACAGAUCCAUUACAUCACUGCUUAGGGUAUGCUACUGUAUGUCAACAUGCUGUUUCAGUAAUCAUCUGAAUGAAUGCAUUCGAGUCCUGUAGAUCAUAUUGUAAAUCAGUUGUCUUGAGACUCAGAGUACUGUAAGAGAUAGUUCUGGGAUAAGCUGGUUGACCGUAUAUAUACACAGUACCUACAUCUGUUCUGGGGAUAUCACAAUGGCUAUGGAUCAUAAUGAUGUCUUUGACCUUGUUUCAAGCUCCUAUUAUCGCAUGGUGCCUGAGCCCUUUUAUAACAAUACAGUGCAGAUGAUCAACUUAACCUGAAAACAUGAAAGGGGACAAAGAACAACCUUGUCCUAACCCUUAUGUGUAAACAUGAAAGGGGACGAAGGACAACCUUGUCAUAUCCCUUAUGUGUAAACAUGAAAGGGGUGAAUGGACAACUUUGUCUCGUCCCUUGUGAACACGUUAAUUGAGUGAAAGGACAGCCUUGUACACAUCUUGCAUAUGGCAUGUGUGUACUGUACGUGGCAGCAAUGUGUCCCCUUAAGAAAAACAUUGGUGGAACAUCUGAGUUAGUGUUAGUGUCGUCAUCUCUCCAUCAGUAUGUAUGUGAUGGUGGUUCAGCCUCUGAGGGAGCAGCAUGUGGGAUCAAGGCUUCAAACAAGAAUGAUGUAUAGGAACUAGCUCUGUCUGGGGGUUGCCAAUCAACUAAUGAACUAAGCAAACACUUUUCUAUGCUCACCAUCAUGCCCAGUCACAUCACCAAUAAUACACCAUCUAUGAUUGAGCUGAAUAAAUGUGAACAAACAUUAGCUGUGUGCCCUAAAAAUGUAAGGGAAGCAUUUAAGAUGGAACCUAUUUAAUAACAAAAUAAUAAGCAUAUAGUUUCAAUAUUUUUUUGUCUGUUGAGAAAUUCGGAGAAACAAUGCCACAUAUUGCGUAAAAUGGGCAUCAGUGGGUCCUCCUUUGACCAGAACCACUGCCUGGCACAGGGUUGGUAACAGAGGCAGCAAAGAGCUUGGAUGUUCUCUGCUGCCAAUCCUGAUGUCAUCAUGACACCUCUAAACACUGUUGGUAACCAUUAAGGGAAAAGCUCAAUCAUAGUUUUGCCACUGAUGCCGAUGAAGAACACUGGAGAAUACUGCCUGUGUUCUUCAUGUCAUUCUGGUCUAGGCACAAGGCAGUGCGUGUUAAAAAUGGACCGUUUCUAUUUUGUUUUUGAUCCAGAGCAACCCAGACAGAGCUGCAGCCUUGGGGAGGAGAGGGUAUGAACCAACUCAAUUCUUAACCUAGAUACUUUAUACAUACAAAUAUGAUUAUUUUAUGUUCAUAUGAGCAUAAUCAUGUUGUACUUAUUUUUACACAUGACGUAGUGAGAAACACUUUGUGAAAGCAAUCCAUUAUUAUUAUUAGGCCUAUAAUUACAUCAGAUUAUUGUAUUUCUAAAUGAAUCACUGUAUUUAACAUAAUCAUACCAAAAUUAUUCAUAUCAAUUCUGAAAUGCUUAUAAUUAGAAAUGCAUCAUUGAGGAAGAGUAGAAGUCCCCUCUCUUAUCCCUGAUAAAGUAUAGUGAUUAAGGGCGCUAUUCAAUCCAUAUCGCAGAAGUUCAACAUUACAGUUUGAUUGAAAUGUAAAGGCAAUGUUUAGCAGAGACUGCAUUCACGAUAAACGCUGCAUAUGUCCAGUGGUGGAACAAGUACUUAUUUGACCAGGGAUGUUCUCUUGAUAAGAGUGUGAAUUGUCAAAAAUAUUAAUAGUAAAAUACAGAUAUCCCAAAAAAACUACUUAAGUAGUACUUCAAAGUAUUUGUUCUUAAGUACUUUACACCACUGCAUAUGUCGACUCAAUCGGAAAUUACAUUUACAUUUCUAUCGCACAAUCUGUAACACUUCAGUGAUACAGAUUGAUUAGAGUCCUAAGUCAAUAUUGUAGAAGAGAUAACAUAAAUUUGUGAGAGCCCUAAGUCAAUAUUGUAUAGGAGAUUACAUAAAUCUAAUGAGAGCCAUAAGUCAAUAUUGUAUAGGAGAUAACAUGAAUCCAAUGAGAGCCCUAAGUCAAUAUUGUAUCGGAGAUAACAUAAAUCUAAUGAGAGCCCUAAGUCAAUAUUGUAUCGGAGAUAACAUAAAUCCAAUGAGAGCCCUAAGUCAAUAUUGUAUCGGAGAUAACAUAAAUCCAAUGAGAGCCCUAAGUCAAUAUUGUAUCGGAGAUAACAUAAAUCUAAUGAGAGCCCUAAGUCAAUAUUGUAUCGGAGAUAACAUAAAUCUAAUGAGAGCCCUAAGUCAAUAUUGUAUCGGAGAUAACAUAAAUCUAAUGAGGGCCCUAAGUCAAUAUUGUAUAGGCGACAACAUAAAUCUAACUCUGAGCUUCUGUAUCACCUGUUGAGUGCUCCUCAAAACAUAAAUGGGCUUAGUUGAAGGAUCUCUGUAGCUGUAUUGAUAAACUUUAUUGUACUGCUCAUUUUCAUCUGUAAGCAAAUACAAAUAUUGUUGUCUGAGACAAACAUAAAUGUGACGUAAACAAUCACUGGGUGUAAAUAAUACCCAGACAGUGAGCCAAUCGGAAAGGUGCAUGAAGCCCCGAUCUGAGGCAUUUAGGCAUUCGUUCAGUUCUGAGAGUAAAACUGGGUGACCUCUACUAUCAAUGAUUGACCUAAAUUAGGUCUCUUAGUAAGGAGAGAUACAUUGAAGUAUUGUUUUGUGGGUGUAUAAUGUCAUUCUUCAUGAAUGUGCGUUUCUAACUAUGUGACAGAUAGUUAGAACAUCAUCAGGUUGUUUGCAUUGAACAGAUAGCCAUGAUAUUAUAGACUAAGAUAAUGUCUUUCUAAAGACCUGUCAUUCUUGACAAAAAAAGGACAUAUAUUUGUGUCUCAAUAUGUUGUGUAUAUUCAGCCAUUAUAUAGAUUUUUCUGAAGCAAAAUGUCCUGAGCUUUCUGUCUGUCUAUUGGGUGUGGUGCGACUGCUCAUACACAUUUUGUCCUGACGUGAACUUCUGAAGCUUUUGUGCUUACAUUGUUGUCACACUUUGUAGCAAGUAUAAUUAUUUUCAGAAAGUAUGUGAGUAAAAAUGUAUAUAUAAUUGGGUUGUUAAUAAUAUACUCGCUAGACUGAAAAACAAGGAAUUAAUAUUUGACACUGACAAUGACUUGAUUCAUAACACAUACUAUUGACGAAGGACAAACUUAUUGUUUUGUCAUAAAUGGAAAAAAAUGUAAGCUUGACUUGAGCAGGUUUAACAGGACCUGGUUAUAUGAACCAUCACAGAGGUGCAGACAUAAGCUGGUACCAGUUCAGCAAAGCUUAUCACAGUACAGAGAGAACAUACUUCAUUGGUUUUCUUGUUAAAAUAGUUUCUUUAUCAGGGUUUACAUUCCAUUUUGUCAGCUCUCGUCAUUUAUGUCAUCAUAGUAAUAUCCAUGGAUUGUUUGAAACUAAUUUGUAUUAUUUGUUUACAGUUUUAUUUUUUAUUCAGAGGUACUUAAAUAACUAUCACUUUACUCAGAAAUCAAAUGGUACAAAUCACAAGCCAAACAGAUACCAGUGCAUUUCAUUAUAUCUGAAUGUUUUUUUAUUUUCAAUACAUGUACCCACAAUUUGUGUGACUGUUUUGACUCAAACUGGAAAAGACACUGGAUUGAAAUCUGUUCUUACAUUAAGCUUGAUCUCUUUUUGGCACAAAUACUCCACAAAUCUAUGGUACUGCUGUAUACCAUAUAAUAUGUUCGUACACGUCUUUGCAAUGUACGCCUCUUAAAGUUAGUGUUUUGAAGUGCCAUGGAAAGUGUUGUUGAACAAGCAUCAUUCAGUCAUUCACUGACUCACUAAAUCAGAAUGAGUAGGGAUUGAGUUAGUUCUUCUCAGAAAGGGAAGUAAAUGUGUAUGUGAUUUAUACUAGCGUGGAGAACAUCCAAGCCAUCCAUGCCCCCAUGCCAGUAUAGUGCCAGGCAGUGCUGUAGGUCAAGAGGAGGGCCCAUUUCAAGACCCACUAUAGCGAAAAGUGGCAUUGAAAAGGAAGGAACAUGGGGCAGGGACAUGGGGCUCAUCAAAGUAUCAUACAUCUGUGUUGGUCGUACUGUCUGUAGCUGAAGGUCUUGUUGUUAGGAGACUGUUAGGAGGGAGAGAUGUUAAAACAUGUUUGUUGUGUGGUAGAAGGUCUGAAUGACUGAAGGAUGCACAGAGAGCACAGGCCAGGCUGUUUCUUGUGGCUCUGGAGUGUUUUAGUCCGCUUAAGAUAGUCAGGACUAUGAAACGUCACACAUCACUGUUGCAGUAUGUUACAUAUUUUUGUUUAUCUAUUUUGUUACUGUAAAGGAUGGAUAAAAUAACUUAUUUGCUGGAAAAUGUACUAGAUGUAAUAAAAUGUAUAAAACUAUGGGGGGAUUUAAGUCUUAACAACACAUUGAAAUUGCAGGUGGCAAUCUUUGUUGAUGUUUUUAGGAAAAAAGAAACUUGCAGUAUUUUGUGGGGUGGGCUGCCUAUCAGUUCGGGUGGAAUUCAGGACAUUGCUCUCACACCUCACAUAUCGGAUUAUUUGGCACAUGGUCUACUUAGUUUGGAUGGAUACAUGGAGGAUUUGAUGGUGCUAGGUAGAUCUACCUGACUCUGUCAAAUAUAAUCUGCUGAUAAACAUACUGUCUUGUACAAAAAGUUUGUACAUAAAUUGUACAUGGUUUCUUUUUGUAUUUUCUCAAAUUAAAAUGGAUGUAUUUGUGUUCUAAAACUG